This is a messenger RNA of Salpingoeca rosetta, 1080 nucleotides long. RefSeq lists its product as uncharacterized. The transcript has 10 exons. NCBI's taxonomy places the organism in Eukaryota, Choanoflagellata, Craspedida, Salpingoecidae. Bases 1 to 1080 code for a protein of 359 amino acids. The record is from RefSeq and is a predicted model, not a curated record.
AUGCAGGACCUUCGUGCAAUUGAUGAGUUUACGUCCAUAUCAAGCUUCAUCCUUCCAUUCUGCUACACCAAGUGGAUCUCAGAUGUGGUUUGGGUCAAGCCACCACACGCUGUUCAAAUUCCCAGUGGAUGCUACAGCAUUCCCCUCGGACACAUAAAGCAAGAUGCCGGUGACACCACUGUUUACAUCGGAAGCCAACUUGAAUACUUUGUCCGCGAGAACCUGUACAGACCACCCGAGGACUUGUUAGAUGUGCGAGUGUGUCGCCUGCACGUAGUUGACAUUACGAUGGUGCUGCGGUCUGGAAGGCCUCUGGAUUGCACGUGCAACAUUGUAGAGCGUCGCCUUCAAAGCAGGCAUCGCCCUCUCCUUGACAUCUGCCUGGAUACCUUCAGCGCAAAUAACCCGUUCAAGGUGAAAGUUGCGUCAGGACUGGGAAGCGCCUGCUACGACAAACUUGCGUCGAGCUACUCCGCAACGCUGAAAGCCGUCGCCAGGCGAUCAUGUGAGCAUGCGAUUUCAUCCUGUUGCUUGGUGUGUCGACAACAAAGGCAGUUGCUCGUCCUCAGACACCUACAGUCACUGUGGACAUGUGACAGCACUCCCGCACUUGAAGCGAACAUGGCAUCAUUAGUGUCCGCAGUCACUGCCACUUCGUCAGGGGCCGAUUUGGAAGAGGAUCGCCACGACACCGCCUGCGCCAUGGAGGAGACCACAAGCAACUUGCGGGAUGUGUGGCGGUUGUGGAUGUCGAGCAAGGCGGCGGUGGCAUCCCAAUCCUUGUCACCGUGGUUCAUGCAUCUUGCUGGACAAAUGCAUGACCUCCCACACUUCUCAGCUCCCACAGAAGAGCGCAAUCGCUGGCUGGCAGCGCUACGUCGACUCUGUGAAUGCAUGCUUGCAUAUGAGACACGUCCAAGCGUAUGUACAAUUGCGUCUUCACAGGAUGAUGGUUACACCAGUCCGGUUAUUGUGGAGGAGACUUUGGCCGAAGUUCUCAAGGUCCUCCAUGAGGUAUUACAUCCCUGCAGACAGGUUGCCGCUGAGGAUGCGGCGCGUAUGACGUUCUCCAAGACGUGA